Molecule: messenger RNA, 775 nt
Organism: Rattus rattus (black rat)
Lineage: Eukaryota; Metazoa; Chordata; Mammalia; Rodentia; Muridae
Product: C-X-C motif chemokine 3
Exons: 4
Coding region: 10-315 (101 amino acids)
Biological process (GO): inflammatory response; antimicrobial humoral immune response mediated by antimicrobial peptide; neutrophil chemotaxis
Cellular component (GO): extracellular region
Molecular function (GO): CXCR chemokine receptor binding; chemokine activity
Source: RefSeq, a predicted model, not a curated record
CCCAGCGCCAUGGCCCCUCCCACCCGCCGGCUCCUCAAUGCUGCACUGCUUCUGCUGCUCCUGCUGAUGGCCACCAGCCACCAACCUUCAGGGACUGUCAUGGCCCGUGAGCUGCGCUGUCAAUGCCUGAAGACCCUACCAAGGGUUGAUUUUGAGAACAUCCAGAGCUUGACGGUGACCCCUCCAGGACCUCACUGCACCCAGACAGAAGUCAUAGCUACUCUCAAGGAUGGUCAAGAAGUUUGUCUCAACCCUCAAGCUCCCAGGCUUCAGAAAAUCAUCCAGAAGUUACUGAAGAGUGACAAGUCCAGCUGAGCUGGGAAAGGGGGAAGUCUCUUGUACGGUGAUGGAGGACCUGCCUCUGAAGCAGAGCAGCGAUCCAUCCAAUGCUGCCUGGAUGAUCCUCCGCCUGCUUGCUUUGAACAACUCCUGAGAGUUCAUACCUAUUUAUUUCCCCCAAAUUCUAUGUUAAUAUUUUACAUGUAAAAAAAACCAAACCCUAAGUGUAUAAUUGAAUCUACUUGCAAGAUUGCAUCUUAUUUAAAGUUUAUUUAAUGUCAAGUCUAAGUUUAACCAAUCCUUAUUCUUAAUUUGAAGGUUAAAGGUUUCCAGAUCCCCUCAGGGAAUUGUAUUAAUAUUUCUGAGGCAAUUUUCCCCGGCUGACCAUUUUGAUGGCAGCUGGGGUAGUCAGGAAACAGACAAACAAGGUCGUCUCAGUGUAGGAAGAGUGUAUGUACACGUCUAGUUUGCAACUUUACAAGAUUAGCAGCUAAUC